Molecule: messenger RNA, 609 nt
Organism: Mangifera indica (mango)
Lineage: Eukaryota; Viridiplantae; Streptophyta; Magnoliopsida; Sapindales; Anacardiaceae
Exons: 3
Coding region: 163-444 (93 amino acids)
Source: RefSeq, a predicted model, not a curated record
CCAAAUGAAGUUAAUAUUGGGCCUUGGCUCAAGUUACAGUUUUCCAGAUUUUCAUCAUUUUUCUGUGUUUACGUGAGUCUCUCUGAAUAGUCAUUGCAAGGCCGAAGCUUAAGCCACUGAUUUGCUCGGCGAGUCUUGAGCUCUGAUUCUGAACAGGAAGAAAUGGGAUUUAUAAUGGAGUUUGCGGAGAAUUUGGUUCUGAGGUUGAUGGAGGACCCGAAGGAGAGGGACAGGAAAUUUAGGGAACGUUUGUAUGAGAGGAAAGAUAGGUGCAAGAAGACAAAGGAGAUGUGGAGCUAUCCACUGCGUCCGUACGGGUUCUGGACAUUUGAGAGACAUAAUGCUCAGCUCCGUUGGGAUGCUCAGAUUAGCCAGGUGCCUGGUCGCAGGGACCCUUAUGAUGACCUUCUUGAGGAAACCUAUGGUACCACUGCCUCCAAAUAAAUUGCAGAAGCUCUGAUCCGGGCGAAUGGAAUGAUCUAUAAGUAUAUAAGGAGGAUGGUGAAAGAACAAUCAAUUUCAUUUCUUAUUUUUACCCUCAAUCUGUUGAACUGUUUAUGUAUGUUUCAUAAAGUUUAAUCUCAGUAUUCCAGACUUGCGUUUGAAUAA